Molecule: messenger RNA, 1142 nt
Organism: Elgaria multicarinata webbii
Lineage: Eukaryota; Metazoa; Chordata; Lepidosauria; Squamata; Anguidae
Gene: TMEM179
Product: transmembrane protein 179
Exons: 4
Coding region: 19-720 (233 amino acids)
Source: RefSeq, a predicted model, not a curated record
GCGGGCGGCGAGGCGACCAUGGCGCCGCUGAGCAACUUCCUCUUCGCGCAGUGCAUCGGCUACUUCCUCGCCUUCCUCUUCAGCUUCAUCGUGGUGGUGCCGCUGUCGGAGAACAGCAACGACUUCCACGGCCGCUGCCUGCUCUUCACCGAGGGCAUGUGGCUCAACGCCAACCUGACGGCCGAGAGGCAGCGCUUCACCGUGCAGGAGUGGGGGCCCGAGUCCGCCUGCCGCUUCAGCCUCUUCGCCGGCCUCCUCUCCCUGCUGCUCGCCGCAGCGCAGGCCUGGCGGACCCUCUUCCUCCUCUGCAAAGGCCACGAGGACUCUUUCUUUUAUGCUUUCCUGAAUCUGCUAAUCAGCGCCUUUGUCGUUUUCGUCAUCUUUAUCGCCAGCACGAUUGUGACCGUCGGCUUCAACAUGUGGUGCGAUGCUAUUACUGAGAAAGGAAGCAUGCCAAAUAGCUGUGAAGAAUUGCAGGAUAUAGAUCUUGAGCUGAAUUUAGAAAACUCAGCAUUUUAUGACCAGUUUGCCAUCACACAGUUUGGCUUCUGGGCUGCUUGGCUGUCUUGGCUAGGAAUUACCAUUUUGGCCUUUUUGAAGGUUUAUCAUAACUACCGGCAGGAGGACCUCCUGGAUAGCCUGAUUCAUGAGAAGGAGCUUUUGCUAGGACGCUCCUCGUCACAAACUUCUUUUCAGGAGGAGAAAAGUGGCAUGAUCUAAUGGGCCGAUAAGUCGGUCUGUCCAGCAGGUUGUAGGUUUUAUAAUUUGGUGGCUCUAGCUGGAGUUCAAGAAAGAAAAUUACACUGGCCUAUCUGCAAUGAUGUUAAGAAGGGACAUAAAUCUGGAAUAAAGGUGAUAUUGUCUAUUGACAUGUCCCUGUUAAUGUAAGACAUAAAUAAGGCUGGCUCACACAGGCAUGUACAUCAUACAUCAACUAAUUACUCCACAUUUGACUCUCAGACAAAUGCAAAACUUUCCAUUGAAAAGUAUUGUCUUAGAGUUGACAUCAAUGGGACAAAUAAGUCAUGAUUAAACUAAGUCCCAUUGCUUUCAAUAUGUCCAUUCUAAGCAUGAGCAGUUCUAGAUUGAAGUCAAUGUCAUGUACAGUGUUGGCUUUCCAUGCCAAUGCCCAGAGUGUCUGA